Molecule: messenger RNA, 723 nt
Organism: Zygotorulaspora mrakii
Lineage: Eukaryota; Fungi; Ascomycota; Saccharomycetes; Saccharomycetales; Saccharomycetaceae
Gene: FSH1
Product: putative serine hydrolase
Exons: 1
Coding region: 1-723 (240 amino acids)
Cellular component (GO): cytoplasm; nucleus
Source: RefSeq, a predicted model, not a curated record
AUGACCGUUACAGCCCCAAGAUUGCUAUUUUUACAUGGGUUUUUGCAAAAUGCCAAGGUUUUCUCAGAAAAAUCUAGCGGUAUAAGAAAGCUGUUAAAGAAAUCUAAUGUCGAAUGUGACUAUUUGGAUGGUCCAGUGGUCCUUGACAGAAAAGACCUUCCAUUUGAAAUGGACGAUGAAAAGUGGCAGCAAGCGUUGGACGCACAGGUCAACAAGGCGUGGUUCUACCAUAGUGACGUGUCUUCCGAACUUGAUCUUUCUGAUUCUAUCAAAUACGUCAGUGAUUAUAUCAAACAAAACGGACCAUAUGACGGUAUCGUUGGAUUCUCACAAGGCGCGGCUUUGGCGUCUAUUGUAACUAAUAAAAUCACUGAAUUGAAUCCUGAGCACCCAGAGUUCAAAGUCAGUGUCUUGAUAUCGAGUUACUCAUUUACCGAACCAGAUCCAUCUAAACCGGGUCAGCUAAGAAUUGCUGAAAAAUUCCAAUCUGGUUUCACACCAAAGAAAGAUAGUAAGACCAGGGUUAUCUUCAUCUAUGGUGCCUCUGAUCAGGCUGUACCAGCUGUAAGAGCCAAGUAUCUUGCCCAAAUCUACAAGGACGCUUGGACACAGGACCCAGAACAGGUUCAAGAAUAUGAGCAUCCAGGUGGCCAUAUGGUUCCUAACAAGAAGGAUAUUAUUAGACCUAUUGUGGAUCAAAUAAACAGCGCCAUGAACGCUUGA